Molecule: messenger RNA, 4677 nt
Organism: Musca domestica (house fly)
Lineage: Eukaryota; Metazoa; Arthropoda; Insecta; Diptera; Muscidae
Gene: tara
Exons: 2
Coding region: 1355-3907 (850 amino acids)
Cellular component (GO): nucleus
Molecular function (GO): transcription regulator activity
Source: RefSeq, a predicted model, not a curated record
ACAAGUAUCUGAUGGAUGUACGAACCGAGGGAGGGCAACGGCGGCAGAUGAGAGGGCUGGCUGGUUGGCUGACUGACUGACUGUAUGCGGCUUUGAGACUCUGAUGAACAUAUCUUUCACAACGACUGCUUAUUUCUGAUUUUACUAUGGUAGACUAAGUACACGCUCGUUUGUUCGCUCGCAAACCCGCUGGACUAAAAUAGAAAAUUUUAACGUAAAUUGUGUUUACAAAAAGCGCGUAUUUUUCGUAACUUCAAAAGUGCGACAGUUCCUCUAAUCCGGCAAAAAAAAUACAGAAUCGCAUUCAAGUGAAUCACUUAAUUCAGCCAAACAAAUAAGAAGAAAAAAAGAAAACAUUUUUUGAUAAAUAAAAAAUAAGAAAAGAACAAAUUUGUGAAACUUGUAAGUGAGAAACAUCCCAAGGUGCAACUUGCCAUUGAAAGACAGUGAUUGAAAAUUUUGGACAAUUCCAAGAACCAGACAAGCGAUAAUCAUUAUCAUUAACCAGUGCAACCGAAUCCAAUUGUUUACAUCGCCCGCUGCUACCUGUCAAGUAUUUAUGUAGUUUGUUAUUGUUGUCAACUGUUUCGAGAGUACCACCCCACUACCCAUUAAGAGAUUCAAAUUCGCAUUCGCGCAUAAAAAAGAAAGAAAGACAUAAUCAAAACAAACAAUUAACCAACAGCCAUAAACAACACAAUCGAAUCAAAUGCAAAAAGAAGAGCAGCAAUAAGAAGCAGAACAUUAUAAAUCACAACACACAAGAUCCAAUCGAAACAGCCAACCGACCACCACAUUCAUUGAUCGGUGGUAGACCAUCAAUGCGCGCCUAUGUGCCGAACAACAACAACAUCAACACCAACUAAGUGAACUAACAACAUUCAUGCUUGCUUCAACACAUUCUAAGGUACAUCGUCGUUAUACUACUAUCAUUCUACAAACCACAACAACAACAACUUCAACAGCGGCAGCAAAUCACGGAAGAACCAUCCACAACAACAUCAACAGCAACGCGUAACUGUCAACUGUUCUUCAUUCAUAAAGGAGCGAUAGCAGAAAAAAUGUCAGAAUGCAUCGUUGCUGCUAAGGUGUUACUGUUGUCAUCCCCCCGCCGUCAUCCAGCUGUUACUACUUGCCGCCGCCACAGCUACUGAGUGGUGUCGGUCUUAUAUGCAAAAUCCCAGACGAAAAACAGAAGAAGAAGUAUUGCUCACUUAUCCCAAACAACCAGAGCCACAAGAAACCAACAAAAGUGGACCAUCUUCCUAUUUUGGAUCCUCAAUAUCAGUUCGCAACGCCACAACAAAGCCUCAACGACUCGAUUGUGGAUUUAUUUAUUCGCUUCAAUCAAAUAAUGUGCACAGAGGUUAAUUCCGCCAUGGGUCUACAAGCCACAGCCGCUACCAAGCGGAAACACGAUUUAACCUUUGACUCCAAGGACACAAACACCUACACAAACUGUCCACCGCCAAUUAAAGCCACCAAAUGGUCACUAAACAACAACAACUACGCCGACGCUGCGCAAGAGCAGAAGGUUGCACAGCUCACCAAUGGCUGCAGCAAAUCGGCGAAUAACAAUAACGAAAAUAAAAACUGUCAGCUUUCCUGCAACAGUGCAUCGUCUAUUAGUCUUAGAAAUGGUAAAGAAGUUCCCAAAUCGCCAGCAGCCAGUGCGACAAUUCUAAACAAUCUAGUGGCGACUGCUUUGCCCACUGCUGCAACAGAAGCUGACAAAACCACACCCUUGCCGCCCACCUCUACAACGCCCGUGCCGGAAGACAGCAUAGCCAAACUUGAGGUGGUAGCCAAUGUAGCGUGCGAACCAUGGACGUCGACUCCCGAACCAGUUGAUUGCAUAUCCAAACUGCAAGCGGUGGCUGUGCCCAGCGAUCCAUGGGGCAGUAUUUCCACUCGGUCCACCUUGGCCACCACCCUGCUCAGUGCGGAUGAGCUAGAUGAUGACGACGAUGAUUUUGAAGAUGACUACGAGGAAGAGGAAAGUAUUAUUCCAACAUAUUGUCCGCUGAGAUACCACACAUUCCCCUCGUCAAAUUCACCAACGUCAUCCAGCCUGCAGGGCUCGCGAAUGAAUGGCAACUUCCCACCAUCGUCUGCGCAAAGCUAUGGAUCUAGGCCCAACUACUAUUCCGAACCCUUCCCACAACAGAACUGUUCCCGAACGGGUAGCCAGCCUCACAUGAGAAACAACAGUCCUAAUGGUUUUGUUUGGACCAAUGCUGGUCCUAACAACUCAUCCUUCUACGCCUCGUCCGACCCAAGCUAUAGCGCACAACAGCCACAACAACAAACCAUCCGCUGUGCAGAAAAUGGCAAAUCCUAUUUGGAAUUAGGUUGCAGCAGCCCAGCCCCCAAUUCCGGCAUCAGCUCAGUUCUUCAGCCCACUUCGCCAUUCAUGGGUGCAGCUCUCGAGGCCAGACACCCUCCCAUGAAACGGUGCUGUGAUGGGCGUGGCACCUGGUGCAGCAACAAUAAGAACUGCUACAAGGAUAUUCGACUAAAGAUACGCAACUUGUCUAUGUUCAAGUUGUCCAGGUUCCGGCAAGUGUCUGAGCAAUCGCUCCACAGAUCUGUAUUGAUCUGCAACACACUGAAGAGAAUCGAUAGGGAAAUUGAAGCUGAAGCCAAGGAGAUGCACCAAGCCACGGCCCAUGCGGCUCAACAGCAGCAGCACCAUCUGCAGCAUUCCAUUCAUCAACAGCCUCAGUAUCACCAUCACCUGCACUCUCACAUGCAAAUACAGUCGCCCGUGCACAAUGGCAAUGGUCAUCAACAGCAGUCGCUGCAGCAUCACCAUAACCAACAGCCAAUGCUGCAUCCCCAGCAUCAGGACUAUAUGCCUGUCCUAAACUGCGGCAGGCUGGGAGGAAAUGUUGAAUAUCACAACCAGCAACAACAGCAGCAGCAUCAACAAUCCAAUUCGCAAUCUUUUCACCAGCAACAGUCACAUUAUCUCUCUGAGCGAGUUAUUGACAUCUCUCAACCAUCCUUCCAAAACUCGGUACAGAAGCCUGCAACUGUCUCAGCUCAGUUCUCUCAGAGUAACAACAGUUGCGCGGUGUCUAUGUCCAAUGCCACCACAACAACGUUGCAUCCUUACGACCACUACCCGUUCCGGGAGUCUAAUUCGGGUCGUGUCACCCCUUUCCCCUGCCAAUCUGUGAUAUCAACUCCCCCGCCAUCACCUGCCUCAGCGUCUACAGCGUCAUCGUCGUCGAUGUCAUCUUCGCCAUCUCAAGCACAAUCAGUGAGCACUGGUAGUACCAGCUGUGCGACCGUCUCAUCAUCCGGCAGCUCACUAAUGUCCGAUACAGAUUCUGGUUACGCGGACGACGAAUCGACGAGAUCCAUUAAUUGGAGCUCAGUGCUGAGUCUGUCUUCACAAUCCGCCUUAGACCCCCUAAAUAAUAACGACAUAUUCUCCAUUUUACCUCCCGCCAACCCUGCUACAGCUGUUCCUGUGUCGGUGACGUCCACCGUUGUUACCGGUGACACCAGCACCUCAUCAUCAUCCUCGGUAGCCAUCAGUGGUACAUUCGCCACGGUGCAAUCCUCUGGUGCAGCAUUGUCGUGUUCCAACGCUUGCAGUAAUGCCUCGACAACACCGCCUUCCGCCACUACCACAGCAACAUUCACCACACUCUCCACUAUAUCGUCGGCGACUCAUUCUCUCACUUCUUCGUAUGCCAGCAGCAUGAAUUCCUCCUCGACCUGGGAAUAUGGUUUCCUCGACAUGGAAUUCGGUCUGGGCACUGAAUUCACCGAAUUAGCGCCCAGCUGUAAAUACUCAUCCGCCGACGAUCUGUUCAAGAACAGCCUAACACCGGUUACAUCGGCACGCUACGACAAUGACCUCGAGCAACCAGCUCACAUCAUGGUCGGCAGUUAGUAUCAGUUGUAAAUGGAAAUGCAUUAAUGUCAAAAUGGUUCCUGCUUGCACCUCUGCCCUCCACGUCCGCAACAAGUAUUUCCCCCAUGGAUAUGCCACCUCAAAGGCAAAUAGCCAUCUUAAUUUUUAAUAAACCCUGCAUAAGAAACACGCUCAGGUUGUGAAGACAUCUGUUUGUGACCGCGGUUCGGUGCUCCGCCCAUCCUGGUAAUUUCCGCCAGCCCGCCCGCUCACCAAAUAAGCACAACACCUUCGCAAAUAAGGAAGGGCUUUGAAACUUCCACACUUGGUCAAGAAAACAAAAAUGUAUUAAAUUCCUAAUUUCCUAAACUAGUAAAUUUUUAGUUUUUGUACAUAUUUAUAGAGGUACCGUUAACUUAUUUAAGAUUCCAAAAUAUUUAUACGCAUACGAGGGAAUGAACAAUAACUAUUGUACAUUGUUAGCUGCAAUCUAAGAUAUUGUUAUUAACUUAAGUCAGAUGACAUUUUUAAACCUCUCCAGCAAUUCAAUGUAAAAAAGUAUCUUUGUUUUACCACAUUCGUGAUAUGAAAAUUUAAUUCAUUUGUAUAUACAAUUUAGGCAAGUAUUUUUUAUUUUAUAAGAAAACACUAACACAUUUCAGAGAUGAAAAAGAACAAGAACAAGAGAAAAACAAAGUUUUAUGAAACAAACAAAUAUUUGGACAAAAAUUAAUUUAAAUUAAUGAAAUGAUAAAGAAAAAGAAAGAAACUCUACAUACAUUAAAAACAAAUUGUUAUAAAAUUAUAAA